Molecule: messenger RNA, 1355 nt
Organism: Camelina sativa (false flax)
Lineage: Eukaryota; Viridiplantae; Streptophyta; Magnoliopsida; Brassicales; Brassicaceae
Source: RefSeq, a predicted model, not a curated record
CAUGACAAAAAAUAGUUGGCCUUAAACACGCACACUUUGAACUAAAGUGGUUUUAGUUAUUAACACAACAUCUCGUUGACUAAUCAAAUUCUAAAAGCUAUAAAUAUAGAAGACCAUGUAAAUAAGAGACGAACAAAUGUCUGAAAUGGAACACAAAGAAACAGAGCCACCUCGAAAACAAUUGAGACAGCCUCCUUCUGUUCCUUUCAUAUGGGAAGAGAGGCCUGGCUACCCCAAGAAGAAUUGGCAACCUUCGUUAGCCACCUUCGUGCCUUCUCCUCCUCCCCUUCCCCCACCUGUCCCAGUCCCGGUUAAGCUGGUCACAUCGGUUCCUUUCCGUUGGGAAGAAACGCCUGGAAAACCUCUCCCUGAUUCCUCAAAUGACCCACCUCAGCUUCCACAUCCACCAUCAGAAACCACUACGACAACUCCAUUACCGCCUCCAGUUCCUGUUCCGGUUAAGCUGGUUACUUCAGUUCCGUUCGAUUGGGAAGAAACGCCUGGACAACCAUACCCUUGUUUUGCAACUUUUGUUGAUUUCAAUCCAUCUGAGCCGUUGGAUCAACCGCUGCCACCUCCUCCCAUGUACGGUGAGGUUGAAACCAGCAGUGAUAUUUUUGAUGACGCAAGCAGUGAUUCCUUCAGCUCUGUGCCGUCUCUAUUAGCAACAAACCGCUCGGUUUCGAUAUCCGGUACUGUGGUGGCAAUGGAUGAUGUUGAUGACAAUCUGAAUAGAGAGACUACCUCAUUGCCAUCGUCGCCAACUUAUGAAUCUGAUGACAGUACGAGCAGUUACAUGACUGGAGCUUCCAGUCUUGUGGGAGCUUCGUUCUUGGAAAAGCUUUUUCCACGUCUUCUUCCAUCAGAAAAGGUCAAAGCUGCUGAUUCUGAGGACGUUAAGGUUUCUACUCGUCCGUUGCAUGAAGAAGUUAAGCCUACUACAGAAUCCGACAACAUGAAUAUUGGUUUUCCUGUGAGGACGCCACAGACACUUGGGGAGCUAAUAAUGAUGAGCCGAAGGAGAAGCUAUAUGAGAAGAGCUGUUGAAAUGAGAAAGCAGAAGAAUCUUUACACGGAAUUUACAAAGAGUGGAGCUGAUAGCUGUUGCCUCUUUGUGCCGGGCAUCAAAAUGAUAGAAGGACUUGAGUGGAAAAAAUACCAACCGAGGUUGAAGCUCAUUUAGAAGAAAACUCUUUACAAAGGUCCUCACAAUUUGCAUCCCCAAACAUUUCAGAAGUUGUUUUCUUUUUUUUUUUCAUAGACAAGAAACUUGUAAAUGCAGUAUAGUAAAUUCGAGGCGAUUGAAUGCCGUACUCUUUUGUGGUGUAGAACACGCAACUCAUAUCAUUUAUCUC